AAAUCAUACAAAUCACGGAUCCAGACUGUAACAGAAAUUCCAGCGGGGAAUGCCAAAAAAGUGAUGGUUAACGUGCGAAGUUCAAGAUUUUGAAAAAUUGAGUGAGAUGUCCCACCUGCAAGUAACUGACACUCAAGUUCGUUGAAGGCUCCGGAGAUUGCCAUCAACGGCCUAAAACAGAACAUGGCGUCUUCGGAGUACGACGUGAUCAGGUCGCGAUACCACCUCAAGGAAACGAUUGGGUCCGGUGGUUUCGCCAAAGUCAAGCUAGCCACGCACCUGGCCUCGGGGGAGAAGGUCGCGGUGAAGAUCAUGGACAAGAGAGCGUUAGGGGAUGACCUGCCGAGAGUCAAGACGGAGAUUACAGCCAUGAAGGAGCUGGUCCACCAGCACAUCUGCACGCUGUAUGAGGUGGUCGAGACCAAACACAAGAUCUUCAUGGUCAUUGAGUACUGCCCCGGCGGUGAGCUGUUUGAUUACAUCGUGGCCAAAGACCGUCUCAAGGAAUCCGAGGCCAGGAAAUUCUUUCGGCAGAUUCUGUCGGCUGUGGCCUACAUCCACCACAAGGGCUAUGCACACAGAGACCUAAAACCGGAAAACCUUCUUCUGGAUGACGACCAGAACUUAAAGUUAAUCGACUUUGGACUGGCGGCCAGACCCAAGGGUGGAAUGGAGCAGCAUUUAGACACGUGCUGUGGCAGUCCAGCCUACGCAGCACCGGAGCUGGUCUCAGGCAAGCAGUACCGCGGAGCCGAGGCUGACAUAUGGAGCAUGGGUGUGCUCCUCUAUGCCCUCCUGUGUGGUUUCCUCCCGUUCGAUGACGAUCACGUCGCCACCCUCUACAAGAAGAUCCUGAAAGGAGAGUAUGAAGAGCCCCGCUGGUUAUCGGACGGAAGCUGCGACCUGCUCAAGCAAAUGUUACAGAUUAAUCCCAAGAAGAGAAUUUCGAUGGAGGAGCUGUUGAUUCACCCCUGGGUGAAGAAGGGACACAGCGGCACCGUCCACUGGAACUCCAAGUGUGAGAAGAACAACCUGAACACAGAGUGCAUCGCGGAGAUGGCUGAAUAUUACGGCAAGACCAAAGAUGACAUGAUGACGAUCGUCACGCAGUGGCACUACGACGAAAUCACGGCUGUUUACUUUUUACUUCUGAACAACUUUGUACGAGGCUGUAGGCUGAAGCUUCCUCCGCGCAGUAGUUUAGGGGAGAAGGGCCACAAUGCAAAUCAUUCGACCAAUGACCACCACCACCCAACCCACCUGGAACCCCCCACCAGCACCCAGUUCAAAUUCUCCUCCAUGGAGGACGGCUUAGAGAACGGUGAGACCUACCGACGCUCCAGCCGGCACCAGGACCGGCGCCACUCGGCCGACGUGACCCACACCCUCUGGCAACAAUCCCACAAUACAGUGGUGCACCAAAGGAGCACCUACGUCACGCCCCGCAAACCGGACCAGCCCGGCUCGACCAAUCGGAACGUCUACGGGAAAGAGAACCACCUCAGUGACUUUGACGACUUCAUCAAGCCCACGGGGCUCCCGCUGAAAACUCCCAUCCGGAACCGCAGCAGAAGCGACGCCAGGGAAUGCGGGCGGAAACGGGGUGAGGGCAAAACGUCCUCGGACAUGAAAACUCCCGUCGUACCAACAUUAUCAUUGCCGGUGCCCCACGUGACGCCAUCAAGGUCGACGGAUCAUAACUUACAUCUGUUGCACAUUGAUCAUCUUAGCCCAGAGAAGAGAGCGGUGUCCAUGGAAGAUUCCCUAGACAUCGACCCGGAGGACCAGCACCGGUUUCAGCACCGCAAGUCCAGUCUGUCCGGCUCGGCCAAGAAGAUCUUUGGAAGCUUUGAGAAGGGUCUGGACAAAGUGAAAGACUUCUUGACGCCCAGGAAAUGGUCCAUCCCGGGCCACGACGAACCUCGCAAAGUCAAGGCGUUGUAUAAUGUUUCCACUACGUCGACCUUACCUGCCGAACAGGUCCUGGAGAUUGUGUACGACGCCGUAUGCAAAAGUGAGAUCACCGUAUGCAAACAGAAAGGGUACACGUUGCGAUGCAAGAAGCAAGACUUCAAGGGCCGCACCGUCCUGUCCUUUGACAUGGAGAUCUGCCGCCUGCCCAACCUGGACCUGAUCGGUAUCCGACGCCAAAGACUCAAGGGCGACACCUGGGACUUCAAACGGGUUUCCCAGCAAAUCAUGGACUUGGCCAAACUCUGAAAAAAAAGGACAGAAAAGCCAGCAUUUUUAUACAGACUGAUGUCAGUUUUAUGCAGAAUUUUUAAAGGACCUCAAUGGCAGUUUUUUGUUCCCGAGGCUCAUACGGUGGACGUUUCCAAUGGCCGUUUUCAGGGAAGUUUGUGCCAGAAACGUGGAACAUGCAGACAACACACAUCAACUCCCUGCACUGUUGACUCCAGUCAGUUUAUUGGAACAUCGCCCUCUUGGGCCCAAAUGUGGUAAUACUCCAAACCGACUUUAGUGAUAACGAGCGCGACCGGCAAAAGGGCCUUUUUUUUGGGGUGAGCGGGAGUUUUCUGCGCUUAGCAACUUGUUUUGCAAACAAACUUCACAGAUUUUUGUCUUCAAGACAUCAAUUUUCUCCAUAGUUUAGGCUAUAUCUACAUUGAUUAGUUCACCUCUGUAUAUCAAUUCAUGUCUAACCGUUUUUAUCACACCAAAGAUCAAACUUUCUUCUGGGCCCAAAUUCACGGAGCUUAAGCAGAACAUAUCGCUUAGUAAAUUGGAGUGCUAAGCGAAAAUCAGGUGAGCACCAGCCACAUGCAAUACACAAAGCGUGGCCUUUUGGCUGGUGACCUGUAUUUGCUAAGAAGAUAUUUUUCAUGCUUAGCAGCUUUGGGAAAUUGGGCCCUGGCAAUUAUAUUUCAUUUUUUAUAAAUCAAAUGAGAAAAAAAUAGCAGAUAUAAUAUGAUUUACAUUGUAUGAUCAUGAAAUUUGAGAAUUUGACGUGGAAAAAUGCGAGAAUCAGAUGUCAUUUUAUUGUCUUGGUCUGUUCAUUUUUUUAAUGAAAAUUCAAAAAUAUUUCUGAAAAUGGAAAGUCAUUGCUCUUUUUUUUCUCUCUCUUUUCCUUCUUUUUAAACUAAAUGCUGAAAUGAUGCCCUUGCCUCUUGCUAUGGACUAACCGGAUAAUUUUUAAUAUUUUGGAAGCUGUAAAUAUUGCAAAAAAUAUUAAUAUGUAGCGUUAUUCAUUUUAGCAAAAUGCAAUCAUUACUUUUAAAUAACUGGGUUUUUGUAAUUAUUCUGAUAAAUACAAGAUUCAUGCAUUUAUUCACAAAUUCUGUAAAUUGUACUGUAGACAUGUAAUUCCACAGAAGUGACGUUUCUUUUUAUAUUCAUUUUACCAGCCCACAUGGUAUUUAUUGAAAAUUAACUUUUGAAUGUUGUACAUAAUCAUUCUUAAAAUAUCUUCAAUUUUUGGUGAGGAUAAAAGCAGUACAAAAAUUAACAAGAAUUACCAGACGUUUUGUUUUUGUCUAGUACGUGUUUAUUAGGAAUCUACUAUGCAAAAUCCAUCGUGAUGUCAACUUGUUGCAAAGUUCACCCAUCUUUUGAAAAUACGUUUGUGCAUUUUGAGCAAGUUUUUUUUGUAGAUUUGACCGUUUUUAUCUUGUGGUUUAAUCAAGGACUCGGGACAAAAUGCACGUUUCGCAAUUUACAUUGAUAGAAACCCAAAUUUCCAUCGAUAGAAAUCCAAAUCAUAUCAUUUGUUUUGUAAACUUUAUAACACCAAAAAGUUAACUGUCGACACCAUUGACUUAUUAACAUGUUAAAAUGUCUUGUGUCUUUAACAUCCAUUCAUUAAAAUGAUGUUUUACUCACUUUUUAUAUGAAGUGCGACAAGACAAAUUCCUCAUAUUUUUUCUUUUGUCAGCAUAAUCGUUAUUUCAGAUAUUUAUCAAGUUUUGAAACCACCCAAAGCAUGUGUGUGGUCUUUGGAAAUAUGUUUUCCAAAAACACAGAUACACUGACUGUUGCUAUGGUACAAGCGCCAUCUUGGAUUUGUUUUACAUACAUGUGGUUAUAAAAAAAAAAGGCCUGGUGAAAUUAGUCUGGUGCCUGUGACUUCCUAAUACCUUUCAGGAUUGUAUUCCAUUGGGAACAAGAUGACAUCAGCCCUAAUUGACUCGAUUCGUACCUAAUUGACUUAAUUCUUAAACUUGUAUGAUACUGCACAUAUUAACGAUAUACCUUUGUAUUAUUUUAAAUAUGACAUCACUGACGAUGUAAUUAUGACACGAGGCAAAAAAAGGUUUUCAAACCGACUGAUCAACUUUGAAAUAUUUACAACAAUUUUACCCAUUGUGUACAGACAUGUUAGGGUGCUAUAAUGGAUGUUAAUAUCACUGUUCUGUCAAAAGGCUGUAUUUGAAGGUAAUUUUAACAUUAACUGUUUAAUUUUUUUAAUCCAUUGUACACAACAAAUGACUGUCAAAAUCUGGCCAAAGUUUGGUCAUUUCCGUGGCUUUCAGAAUGACCCAUAGCCAGCUUGCUUAAAAUUGUGGGAAAAAGUUGUGAACAAUUUUGGAAUGUCAUGUUCGUUCUGGCAUACAUGACGAAAGCCUAGCUUCCAUAUAUCGACGUUAAGCCUAUGCAGACUGUGCACAGAAUCGUCGGUAAAGUUGAACCGGGCUCAACUUUGCCGACCGUCUGUGAGAUAGUUUGCGUCUGUCUGGUUUGUCGGUGACAUUUGCGGAUGAAAUGUUUCCAUAUGUCUGCGUUGCAGUUUGGGUCUUGUUUGCGUUGCUCUCUGCGUUACUACCUCCAUAUGGAAACUAGGUUUAACAUUUGAGGAUUGAAAGGUUUCAUACAAAAUUAUCAGUGCAGUUUUGAUGCAUUCAUGAUGUGACAUCAAUGUUUAAAGAAAAUGGGACUCUCUGUUUGGCACCGAUAUCAAUUUUGUUUUUAAUAUUAUUAAGGCGGUCUUGAAAAGGCAUUUUUGUCAGUGGCUUCUUAGUUUUACAGUUCUUCGUCGGUGUAAAAAACGGUAGCCACAUUCAGACUAACAAUUGAUUCGGAUGUUAUCAAAGGUCAAAGUUCAUAAUUUCAUCUUAAAAAACAACCACCAAAAAUUGUCUUUCAUUUUUCACACCCCAGAACACCCGAUACGUAUUACCACGGUGAUAAGCACCCUUACCUGAAAAACAGUAAUCUUGUCGGAAAUAAAAAAAAAAGGUGAAAUGUUGUGCAAUAAAUAAAAACUAGCACAAACACAGAAAAAUGUGUAGUGUCUUUUUUUUUCUUGAGAAAAGUGUUACUGUAAAAAUGGACGCCAAAAAGUGAGGAUGGGGCGGUUCAAGACAGUAAAUAACAGAAACCAACUACAAAAAUUUGUUACCUUUAAGUAGUUUAUUUACAUACCAAAAGAAAAAAAAGUUACAAUUGUUAAAUUUUGUAUACCUGUUUGUUAAACUUCAGUACAUGUCCAAACUUCAGUACAUGUCCAAACUACACCGAAGUUACAAAAAUGGGGGAAACAUUUCUUGAAGCCCUCCUUUGGAGAGAAUUAACUACUUUUGAAGUAAGAUUACAGUAUUCAUUAACAGAAAACAAUUCACAAUUUUCAGUAACAAUAACCACACAAUGGGAAUUUCAGCAUAAGUGUACCACUAAAAAAAUAUUAAUGCCCCAUCUUCCCAAAUGCAAAAAAAUAUACAUGUCAUAAUAUGAGAUGUAUACUUUCUGCAAAAUUAAAAAACUAAAAAUUCUUAUUUUGUACAGACCAUAAUGACUUUUGUAUUUUUACAUGGUACACUAAUUAGUGUGAAUUCAAACUAUUCUGAAACUAUUUUACACAAAUCUUCACUAUAAUAA
Molecule: messenger RNA, 5832 nt
Organism: Patiria miniata (bat star)
Lineage: Eukaryota; Metazoa; Echinodermata; Asteroidea; Valvatida; Asterinidae
Gene: melk
Product: maternal embryonic leucine zipper kinase-like
Exons: 15
Coding region: 184-2220 (678 amino acids)
Biological process (GO): intracellular signal transduction; protein phosphorylation; microtubule cytoskeleton organization
Cellular component (GO): cytoplasm
Molecular function (GO): ATP binding; tau-protein kinase activity; protein serine/threonine kinase activity
Source: RefSeq, a predicted model, not a curated record